AUGGUCGACUACGCAUAUCCCCCGAUAAUGCAGCACCAUGACUUUGAGCUCUACACUCACGAGCAAGAGCUGCAACUGCAGUACCUCCCUACCACACAGCCCUUCCUUCCCUCAUCGACAUUUAGCAUGGAGCAAUCAUUCAGCGCACCAUACGAACACACGUUUCCCAUGGUUGAGGCACCAAGACCACAAUACACCUAUGAACAGUUCGCUCAGGGACACAAGUUUGCACAUCAGUACAACUACCACAGCCCCUCGGGAUCUCCACACUCAACCUUGAACUCGUUCCAGGACCAGCCCCCAGUCCUCUCUGCUUCUUCUGAAUCCUGUGCUUCGGCGUCUUCCUCUGCUCUGGGCUCACCCUCCAUCACGCCCCAGUUCGAGAUAGAAGCAUGGAACCCCAUGGCCAUGAUGACCUCCGGAAUCGACUUCCCCACCAUGGUCGCAGAGCAGAAGUCCUUCAUUGACCCCAACGUCAUCCAGCCUUUUGCAUUCGCUCCUCAGAGCCCCUUCCCCGAGAUUCAGGCAAACCAAUCGGAAUACUUCGCUGUUGUAAAGCAGCCUGCCUCGCCAGUCCUUUCGCAGCUAUCAGCACAAAGCCCCCACCCGCGUAUAAAGCAAGGGAGCGCAUCCCCCUUCCUCCAAACACACUUCCACCCCUACCAAAGGCGCGGUUCAGUAGCAUCUCACUACUCACAACACUCCAACACCCGCCGACGCAGCGGUAGCGGCAGCAGUUUCGACCUGGAUGAGGAGACAAUGUCGAAGGGCAUGUGCCCACUGCCAGAAUGUGGACGCGUGUUUAAGGACUUGAAGGCCCACAUUAUUACGCACCGCAGCGAGCGCCCGGAGAAGUGCCCGAUCACGACCUGCGAGUACUAUGUCAAGGGUUUCGCAAGAAAGUAUGACAAGAACAGGCACACCCUUACCCACUACAAGGGCACCAUGGUAUGCGGCUUCUGCCCAGGCAGUGGAUCGGCAGUGGAGAAGAGCUUCAAUCGCGCCGACGUGUUCAAGAGGCACCUUACUUCAGUACAUGGUGUCGAGCAGAAUCCUCCCAACAGCCGAAAGAAGAGCUCCAACAGCACACGCAAGGCAUACUGCCCACAGAUUGCCGGCACUUGCUCGACUUGCUCGGUCACCUUUGCCAAUGCACAAGACUUCUAUGAGCACUUGGACGACUGUGUGUUGCGCGUCGUACAACAGGCUGAUCCCUGCGAGGCCGUCAACCAGCGCCUGCUGACUUCUGUUGCUGAGGAUAAGGAUGUCACUGACACACUGGACCGCAAUGGCCUCUCCGAGAGCAUCGAGUACACCGUCCCCAGCUACGAUGAUGACGACGAGGAUGAGGAAGACUUUGAUGAGGAGAUCGACGUCGAUGACCAAGAUGAUGCUACCUAUGGCAGCCGCAAGUCGCGUUCCGGCAAAGGUGUCGGCGCAUCGCAGCACACCGGGGGUGGUAACCAAUCCAAAGUCACAAAGCCUGUUCGUGGUCCACGAGCAGGUCUCACCUUCUCCAAGGGCGGUGUCGCAAUCGCCUCUUCGGGGCGCAAGAAGCGCAAGAACUACCCUCUGGCAUGGGGAUGCCCCACCGAGAAGAUGAAGAUGAAGAAGCGCGUCAUGUGUGUCUAUGACGGCCCAAGGCGGCUGUCGAAGGACGACAUGAUACUCGACUCUGAGUUCGAGGUUCGCAUGCAGCUGCCUAACGGCAAGGACUACGUGACUGACCUCGAUGUGCAAACAGUGAAGCGCGCUGACGCUUUUCACAACGCAACACCAGAGGAGAAGGGUCACUGGGUUCCUGACAAUAUGAAGAAUAUCGAGUACGUCUUUUGA
This is a messenger RNA of Didymella exigua CBS 183.55, 1836 nucleotides long. RefSeq lists its product as uncharacterized. The coding region runs from base 1 to 1836 and encodes 611 amino acids. The transcript has 3 exons. Lineage: Eukaryota; Fungi; Ascomycota; Dothideomycetes; Pleosporales; Didymellaceae. The record is from RefSeq and is a predicted model, not a curated record.